Molecule: messenger RNA, 465 nt
Organism: Soboliphyme baturini
Lineage: Eukaryota; Metazoa; Nematoda; Enoplea; Dioctophymatida; Soboliphymatidae
Source: the annotation of a GenBank genome assembly
AUGGCAAGGACUAAACAACAAACGGCGCGCAAAAGUACUUCUAAAGCUUCGUUCGAUGAGGAGAAGAAACGGUUGAGCAAACGCUUGAAGGCAAAGCAUAGUAUAGGUAGCAAGUCGGCGAGUAAAAAGAAGAUAAUUGAUAGUAAAUCAGGCGAAGUAAAGAAGCGCCGUCAUCGACCAGGAGUUGUUGCAUUGAAGGAAAUUCGAAGGUACCAAAGGACUGUAGAGAAUUUGAUACCGCGUCUGCCGUUCACCCGCCUGGUCAGGGAAAUAGCUCUUAAGUUUAAGCCUGACAUGCGCAUGAAAGUCGGUGCAUUUGAGGCUCUCCAGCAAGCCGCGGAAAUGUACCUUGUCGGCUUGUUUGAAGAUACUAAUCUGUGCGCAAUUCACGCUAAGCGCGUUACCAUUAUGCCGAAGGACAUUAAACUUGCACUGCGCAUUCGUGGUGAAAUCUUUCACAUUUGA